Molecule: messenger RNA, 2630 nt
Organism: Panicum hallii
Lineage: Eukaryota; Viridiplantae; Streptophyta; Magnoliopsida; Poales; Poaceae
Product: primary amine oxidase-like
Exons: 4
Coding region: 142-2382 (746 amino acids)
Biological process (GO): amine metabolic process
Molecular function (GO): quinone binding; primary methylamine oxidase activity; copper ion binding
Source: RefSeq, a predicted model, not a curated record
UACUGGAGCAGCCGCCCUCGUCCCAACACCCCAAGGCCCCAAGCACUCUCACCAACUCACCAUAUAUACGGCGGCAGCGCUCCUCACUGAGCUCAGUGCAGUGCACACGCCAAGGCCAGAGAGGAGACACCCACCGCUCCAAUGGAUCACUCCACCUCCCUGCUCCGGCUCAUCUUCCUCGCCCUCGGCGCCGCCCUCGUCCUCCUCGUGUUCCGCUCCGCCUUCCACCUUCCACGCGGCAUCGACACGCCCACAACCUCGCUCUUCGACGCCGCCGCCGCGGCGGGCAGCAGCUGCACCCGGUUCGCGCCGUGGGGGUGCCGCCAGGCCGACCAGACGAAGCCCAAGCCCAAGCCGCCGUCGCACGAGAACGACGUGCCGCGCCACCCGCUGGACCCGCUGACGGUCGGCGAGAUCAACCGCGCGCGCGAGCUCCUCCGCGCGCACCCGCCGUUCGCGUCGUCGCCGUCGUCCCUGUUCGUGCACUCGCUCGCGCUGGACGAGCCGGAGAAGGCCGUCGUCCUGGGCUGGCGGAAGGGCGCCGACCCGCUGCCACCGCGCCGCGCCGUGGCGGUCGUCCGGUUCCGCGGCGAGGCCUUCGUCCUCGCCGUCGACCUCGCGGGCGGCGCCGUGACUCCUCUGCCUGUCCCCGCCUCCGGGUAUCCGACCAUGACCAUGGACGAACAGGUGUCUCUCUGCUUCGCGCCGUUCGCUGACCCGGCGUUCAACGCCACCAUCCGCCGGCGCGGCGUCCGUCUGUCCGACGUGGCGUGCCUGCCCAUCUCCCUCGGGUGGUACGGCCCCACCGAGGAGAACCGCCGGCUGAUCAAGGUCCAGUGCUUCUCCGCCGAGGGUACGGCCAACUUCUAUAUGCGCCCUAUCGAGGGCCUCACUGUGCUGGUCGACAUGGACAUAAGGCAGGUCAUCCACAUCUCGGACCGCGGCACCGGCAUCCCGAUCCCGGCCGCCGCGAACACCGACUACCGGUACGCCCGCCACAUGCAAGAAGAAGGUAACCGGGCAUCGAACGGAGCCGGCCUCGGGUUCCAGAAGGUGCGCACGCCGUCGAUUGAGCCGGCGCCGUCGGGCCCGGGCGUCGAGCUUGUGGAUGGGCACACGGUGCGGUGGAGCGGGUGGGAGCUCCACCUGAAGGCGGACGCGCGCGCCGGCAUGGUGGUGUCGCGCGCGCGGGUGCAGGACCCGGGCACGGGCGCGCACCGGGAGGUGCUGUACAAGGGCAUGGCGUCGGAGCUGUUCGUGCCGUACAUGGACCCCUCCGAGGCCUGGUACUUCAAGACCUACAUGGACGCCGGCGAGUACGGCUUCGGGCUGCAGGCCAUGCCGCUGGUGCCGCUCAACGACUGCCCGCGCCACGCGCGCUACCUCGACGGCGUCUUCGUGGCAGCGGACGGCCGGCCCUACGUGCGCGAGAACAUGAUCUGCGUCUUCGAGCGGUACGCCGGUGACGUCGCGUGGCGGCACUCGGAGAGCCCCAUCACCGGCAUGGACAUAAGGGAGUCGCGUCCGAAGGUGACGCUGGUGGCGCGGAUGGUGGCUUCCGUGGCCAACUACGACUACAUCAUGGACUGGGAGUUCCAGAUGGACGGCCUCAUCCGCAUCAAGGUUGGGCUCAGCGGCAUCCUCAUGGUGAAAGGCACGGCCUACUCGCACCUGAGGCAGGCCCGCGAGAACGAGGACAUGCACGGCACGCUCCUCUCCGAGAACGUCAUCGGCGUCAUCCACGACCAUUUCGUCACCUUCCGGCUGGACAUGGACGUCGACGGCGCCGACAACUCCUUCGUGCGGGUCGAGAUGGCUCGCCAGGAGACGGGCCCCGGCGAAUCCCCACGGAAGAGCUACCUCAAGGCCACCCGCCGCGUCGCCCGGACCGAGAAGGACGCCCAGGUGCGCCUCAAGCUCUACGAGCCGGCUGAGUUCCACGUCAUCAACCCGGCCAAGAAGACACGCGUCGGCAACCCCGUCGGCUACAAGGUCGUCCCCGCCGGCACCGCCGCCAGCUUGCUGGACCCCGAGGAUCCGCCCCAAAUGAGAGGCGCCUUCACGAACAAUCAGAUAUGGGUGACACCCUACAACAAGAGCGAGGAAUGGGCAGGCGGGCUGUUCGUGUACCAGAGCAAAGGGGAGGACACACUGGCCACUUGGGCUGACAGGGACCGUCCGAUCGAGAACAGAGAUCUGGUGCUGUGGUACACGCUAGGGUUCCACCACAUACCGUGCCAGGAGGACUUCCCCAUCAUGCCCACCGUGUCCUCCGGCUUCGACCUCAAGCCGUUCAACUUCUUCGAGAGCAACCCCAUCCUCAAGCAGCGACCGACCAAGGACGACGACCUGCCGGUCUGUGCCGCCGCCACCACUGCGUGAGCACCGUCCGUAGCCGGCCGGCGCGGUGAUGCUUCGGUGCAUCAUCUAUCAGCAGCCCUGGAGGAGCGUGUUAUUAUGUACCAUUGGGCAUAUAGGGGCGGGACUGAUUAAUUGGAGCCCUGUCCUGUGUGCUAUUGCUAGUAGCUAUAUAUAGUAAGUAUGUGAUGAUAAUGCAGCUGUGUCAUCUCCUGAUCUGCUAUGUACUGUAUGACCAAACAAAAUGAGGACUUUGAGUUGUGAUGUCUCUA